AUGGGGAAGGCAAGAGAAGCAAGAGAGAAGCAGCAGAAAGACUCUGGCAAGGGGGCCCUCUGUGCAGAUUCUGGAUGUGACUCUGGAUGCUGCGGAUGGUGCUGGUCCUGGUUUUUACCCGUCCUCGCCCAAAUCGAAAGAUGGAUGACCUUUCAUGGAUACGGGCAAUAUUCUACAUGGCCCAUCAUCUAUGCUGCCUCCGCCUGUCUCUCACGGACCGAGCCUGGGUCGGCGACAACUCUCCACAUCCAAGGCGAAAUCAGCAGCAAAUCUGGAUCUCUUGGCGUAUUCAAGGGUUGA
Microsporum canis CBS 113480 is the source of this 300-nucleotide messenger RNA. RefSeq lists its product as uncharacterized. The coding region runs from base 1 to 300 and encodes 99 amino acids. Lineage: Eukaryota; Fungi; Ascomycota; Eurotiomycetes; Onygenales; Arthrodermataceae. The record is from RefSeq and is a predicted model, not a curated record. The transcript has 2 exons.